Messenger RNA from Eucalyptus grandis, 306 nucleotides. RefSeq names its product glycine-rich protein 5-like. NCBI's taxonomy places the organism in Eukaryota, Viridiplantae, Streptophyta, Magnoliopsida, Myrtales, Myrtaceae. The record is from RefSeq and is a predicted model, not a curated record. The coding region runs from base 1 to 306 and encodes 101 amino acids. The transcript has a single exon.
AUGGCGAGGACGUUGUGUGCGGUGCUUGUCAUUGCUCUUGCCCUGGCCGCGAUCCACGCUGCGGCUGCCAGGAACGUGCCGAGCGGUGGCACCGGGCUUGGCGACCAGAAGGACUUCGCGACCUACGGCGGCUUCGCCGGCACCGGCAGCGGGAUCCCGGUGUUUGGCGGCUUCGGAGGGGCCGGAGGGAUGGGCGGGCCAGGCGGCGGGGGCGGCUUCGGCGGUGGGGGCGGGAUGGGUGGCGGGGGCGGAGGUGGCUUUGGGGGCGGAGCCGGUGGAGGAUCCGGCGAUCUUCCUCUGCCUUGA